Molecule: messenger RNA, 1730 nt
Organism: Spirodela intermedia
Lineage: Eukaryota; Viridiplantae; Streptophyta; Magnoliopsida; Alismatales; Araceae
Source: the annotation of a GenBank genome assembly
AUGUCCUAUCGUUCUUUCGUUUGCUGCGGGUAUCCGGAGGAAGAAUCCAUCUCUCUCGAUACAGGUGAAGAUCAUUGGAUUUUGGAAUUAGUUUUGAUGCAGACGAAGAACCAAUCGAUCGCUUAUUUUCCAUCCGAUCUCAUGAAUUCUGUCUCGCCGCAGAGUUUCCGGGGAUCGAGAAUGUGAGGAGAUACACUUACAGAGAACUGAAGCGAGCCACGGACGACUUCAGCUUCCCGAACAAGAUCGGGGAAGGAGGGUUCGGAUCCGUGUACAAGGUGAGCUCCAUCGCCGGCGCCGGCGAGAUCUCUGGCCGGAGGACGGAUUACUGAAGAUUUAACGGUGGUUGUGCUGGUCUCGCAGGGGAAGCUCAGGGAUGGGACGGCGGUGGCGGUGAAGGUGCUGUCGCCGGAGUCGUCGCAGGGGUGGAGGGAGUUCCUGUCGGAGCUGUCGACGCUGGCGAAGAUCCGCCAUGAGAACCUGGUCCAGAUCUACGGCUUCUGCUCGGAGAAGGAUCACAGGAUCCUCGUCUACAACUACCUCCCCAACAACAGCCUCUCCCAGACCCUCCUAGGUGAGGCCCCUCUUCUUCUUCUACUACUUUCUUCUCCAUGCUUCUUCUUCUUCUUCUUCUCCUUGGUGCUGCUGCUGGUACUGAGAGUCGCCAUUUCUGAUCUGCUGAACUUCAGGGGGCGGGUACAGCGACCUCAAGUUCGACUGGAGAACGCGGGCGAAGAUCGGCCUGGGCAUCGCUCGAGGGAUCGCCUUCCUCCACGAGGAGGUGAGGCCGCGGAUCGUCCACAGGGACAUCAAGGCCAGCAACAUUCUCCUCGACGAGAACCUCAACCCCAAGAUCUCCGACUUCGGCCUCGCCAAGCUCCUCCCCUCAAAUGUCUCUCACGUCAGCACCCGCGUCGCCGGCACCAUGUAAACCCCCUCUCUCUCUCUCUCUCUCUCUCUCUCUCUCUCUCUCUCUCUCUCUUGUCUGUGUGGGUUCUGAGAGUUGUGAGAGGACUGAGAGAGAACUGGGCUGGUUUUUGCAGAGGGUACCUGGCGCCGGAGUACGCGAUCAGGGGGCAGCUGACGAGGAAGGCGGACAUCUACAGCUUCGGGGUCCUCCUCCUGGAGAUCGUCAGCGGGCGGUGCAACACCAACACGAGGCUCCCUCCCGGAGACCAGUUCCUCCUCGCCAGGGUCAGUCCUCUUUCUUCUUCUUCUUCCUUCUUCCUUCUUGCCCCUCCCGAACCCGGAACCGAGACCACCACCACCACGAGGAUGAUCAUGUCAUGAAUUCUCUCUCUCUCUCACUCACUCUUUCUCUCUCUGUAUCUUUCUAUGCGCAGACGUGGGCGAUGUAUGAGAAGGGGGAGCUGGUAUCCAUCGUGGACUGCGAGCUGAAGGAGUUGGACGAGGAGGAAGCCUGCAGGUUCUUGAAGGUGGCAUUGCUCUGCACGCAGGACAACCCGCGGCUGCGGCCGCCGAUGCCGAUCGUGGCGCAGAUGCUCGCCGGCGAGAGGAACGUGGAGGUGGAGAAGAUCACCAAGCCGGGGCUCAUCUCCGAGUUCAUGGACCUGAAGAUCCGCAGCGAGAAGAAGGCGGAGAACGGCUACUCCAUGAACACCGUCUCCUCCGGCAUCUCCCCCCACGGGAACUCCCCGCCGUCCUCCUCCGAGAACACCACCACGACCGCCUCCUUCACCUUCACCGCCAUCUGCGACAGGGAUGACUGA